Molecule: messenger RNA, 693 nt
Organism: Sebastes umbrosus (honeycomb rockfish)
Lineage: Eukaryota; Metazoa; Chordata; Actinopteri; Perciformes; Sebastidae
Gene: rps11
Product: ribosomal protein S11
Exons: 5
Coding region: 135-620 (161 amino acids)
Biological process (GO): translation
Cellular component (GO): cytosolic small ribosomal subunit; ribosome
Molecular function (GO): structural constituent of ribosome
Source: RefSeq, a predicted model, not a curated record
GUUAACAAAACAAUAAAAAAAAAGUGUUUAUUUUUGGAGCCUCGCCUUUUUUUUGUAAACGUCACUUCCUGUGUCUUGCGCUCUUCCGUCCGUCGCGCGCAUCUUUAGGCCUCUUUACGACUCGGCAGGCAAAGAUGGCGGAUGCACAAACCGAGAGGGCUUAUCAGAAGCAGCCCACCAUCUUCCAGAACAAGAAGCGUGUUCUGGUCGCUGAUGGUGCCAAGGAGGUGAAGGAGAAGCUCCCACGCUACCACAAGAGUGUGGGUCUGGGCUUCAAAACCCCAAGAGAGGCUAUUGACGGCACUUACAUUGACAAGAAAUGCCCCUUCACUGGUAAUGUCUCCAUUCGUGGCCGUAUCCUCUCUGGUGUGGUGACCAAAAUGAAGAUGCAGAGGACCAUCGUUAUCCGACGUGACUACCUGCAUUACAUCCGCAAAUACAACCGCUUUGAGAAGAGGCACAAGAACAUCUCUGUCCACCUGUCUCCUUGCUUCAGAGACGUCACAGUUGGCGACAUCGUCACCGUCGGAGAGUGCCGACCACUCAGCAAGACCGUGCGGUUCAACGUCCUCAAAGUGACGAAGGCUGCUGGAGCCAAGAAGCAGUUCCAGAAGUUUUAGGUGUGACUGUGAACAGGCUGCCGCUGCGAGCAACUUGUACCACUGUCAAAAUAAAAAAAUCCUUGUUUAAAUU